UCAUUGACUGGGUUUGUGGGUGGAUGGGACUUUGUGUGCCCUCCGGGAGGAUCAGCGGCGGUGUCUGUGGCCUCCUGAGCGGCCGUAGUCUGACGUGGGCGAAGAAUCUGGGAGUUUCUACAACACAAUUGCGCAUGUCGAACAACGGCAGCAGCAUAGAAUCGAACCCAAAGGUUCAAAAAUUAAAUCAAAUCAUCGGAAGCGACUCCGCUGGUGGUUGGGAAAAGAGCUGGCAGCAAGGACAUACUCCAUGGGAUUUGGGAAAGCCAACACCUAUAAUUCAACACCUUCAUCAGACUGGAACCCUUCCCAGUGGCAGGACUUUGGUCCCUGGUUGUGGCUGUGGUUAUGAUGUGGUAACAAUUGCAUGCCCUGAACGUUUUGUUGUGGGGUUGGACAUAUCAGACAGUGCCAUCAAGAAAGCAAAAGAGUUAUCUUCCUCGUUAUGGAAUGCAAAUCAUUUCACAUUUUUAAAGGAGGACUUCUUCACUUGGAAUCCCACUGAGUUGUUUGAUCUGAUUUUUGAUUAUACGUUUUUUUGUGCAAUUGAACCAGACAUGAGAUCAGUGUGGGCCAAACGAAUGCGACAUUUGUUAAAACCAGAUGGAGAGCUCUUGACACUGAUGUUUCCGAUCAGCGAUCAUGCUGGUGGACCCCCAUAUAAAGUAUCUGUAGCCGAUUAUGAAGAAGUGCUGCAUCCAAUGGGAUUUAAAGCAGUUUCCAUUGUGGACAACAAGAUGGCUAUUGGACCUCGCAAGGGAAGAGAGAAACUUGGACGGUGGAAAAGGACUCCAAGCAAAUCCUUACUAUGAAAAGAAACACUAUUUGCUAGCAGAGGAAGCACUUGAGAGAGUUGUGAACAUUUAUGUUUUGUUAAUUGAAUUGAUUGUGCUCCAAUAAACAAACCCAAAACUCAAUCCAUUCUUUUGCUUUUUCUCCUUUUGUUUUCUUAUCCACAAUGGGCUUGGCAUACUUCAGGAUUAGCUUAUAUUCUGAAUAAAAUUUAGAAUUUAUUUCUAGAAUAA
Messenger RNA from Vitis riparia (riverbank grape), 1025 nucleotides. RefSeq names its product probable thiol methyltransferase 2. The record is from RefSeq and is a predicted model, not a curated record. Lineage: Eukaryota; Viridiplantae; Streptophyta; Magnoliopsida; Vitales; Vitaceae. Bases 24 to 812 code for a protein of 262 amino acids. The transcript is spliced from 8 exons. Gene Ontology annotation, molecular function: S-adenosylmethionine-dependent methyltransferase activity.